Molecule: messenger RNA, 4769 nt
Organism: Pecten maximus
Lineage: Eukaryota; Metazoa; Mollusca; Bivalvia; Pectinida; Pectinidae
Product: programmed cell death protein 6-like
Exons: 7
Coding region: 60-908 (282 amino acids)
Molecular function (GO): calcium ion binding
Source: RefSeq, a predicted model, not a curated record
UAUCGUCAACAUCCGUUUUCGUUCUGCAUUGCUUGACUGUGACUGUUUAUUCGUCGAGUAUGUCUUGGGGACAACAGCCUGGUCAAUAUGGUGGAUAUGGUCAACCACAGCAACAACAAUAUGGUGCCCCACCUCGGGGCCCAGCGCCUGGCUAUGGAGCCCCACCCCAGGGAUCUGCUCCUCCUAACUAUGCCUCAGCACCUCCACCACAACACCAACAGCCACCUGGCUAUGGUCAACAAGGGGCACCCCGUCAACAGUACGGUCAGCAGCAGUUUGGAGGCUAUCAGCAACCUGGCCAGCCCCCAAUGUAUGGUCAGCCAGCAGGAUAUGGGGGAGGGGCACCACCACCCGCGGCUGUAUAUGCUCCACCUCCACCCCCUGGGGUUAGCACAGAACUGUGGCACUGGUUUCAGGCGGUGGACCAGGACAGGAGUGGUAAGAUCACCGCUGUGGAACUCAGACAGGCUUUGAUGAAUGGUAACGCCUCACCGUUUAACCCUGAAACAUGUAGAAUCAUGAUUGGAAUGUUUGAUAAAGACAAGAAUGGAACAAUAGAUGCUCAGGAGUUUGCCGCCCUUUGGAAGUAUGUUCAGGACUGGAAAGGCUGCUUCGACAGGUUUGACACAGAUAGAUCUGGGAACAUUGAUGAGAGGGAACUUAGCACGGCCUUCCAGACAUUUGGAUAUCGACUAUCUCCUCAGUUUUGCAGCAUUGUCAUUCGGACAUUCGACAAACGAGGUUCAAGGACAAUGAAUUUUGAUGAUUUUAUUCAAGCUUGUGUAAUGCUUAAAACAUUGACGGAUAAAUUCCGAAUGAAAGACACCCAGCAACGAGGAAUGAUCAACAUUAGCUAUGAAGAUUUCCUGGAAAUGGUCUUGGAUAAUACACUAAUGGGUGUGAAAUAAGAAGUAUGAACUGUGAUCUUGUCAAACACCGGUCAGCUAUUGGUCAUCUAAUUGGUCAUUUACCAGCUGAUUAACGAGUAUCUUAAUGAAUCAGCAUUGAAUGCAGUUGAAUGGGCAUCAACCAAAUAUCAACAAGUGUUAAACAUUGGACCGCCCUCUCACCAAAAUGAAUCAGGGAAAAAUAAUCUAGACAUUGAACCUGUGGAAUGGACAUCAACCAAAGAUUUGCGAGUACUGAAUAUUGGACCUAGCUUUCACCAAAAUUAAUCUGAAAAAUAAUCUACACGUUGAAUCCCGUUGAAUGGCCAUUGACCAAAUAUUCAAAAGUACUGAAUAUUGGACCUCACUCUCACAAAAAAUGGAUUAAAAAAAUAAUCUAGACAUUGAAUCCUGUUGAAUGGACAACAACCAAAGAUACACAAGUAGAUGUACUCAAUAUUGGACCUAGCUCUCACCGAAAUGAAUCCAAAAAAAAUCAUUUAGACAUGUAUAAAACAAAACAAUAUUUUUCAUUAAUGGUUCUGUUAGUGCUGUUUAUGUAAAGGCACUGAAUUGGUCUGUUGUGGCUUAAUGACAAAAUUCCCUUCUUCUGAAGGUUCAUCGUGGGUACUUUUAAAACAAAACAGCCGUGUUUUGAUGCUUAAAAAGAAAUACUGAAGCAAGUUUCUAAAUGAUUUCCUUAUUUAAGUAAUUAAGUGUGAAACAAAGAUAAAGAGAUGGCAAUAAAAAUAAUUGCUGAUGUCGGUUUAAACCAGAUUGUGAUUUUUUAUUACGGUGUAUGUGGAGCUACAGUAUGAACGAUUUCUAAUGUCAAACAAGUGAGGAAAGUCAUUUGUUUUUCUUUUCUCACAUGAGUUAAGUCUAUCCCACUUUAUUAAAAUGUGGGAUUGUAUACAAAUUAUCUAACAAGUUCUCACAUUUCUUUCAUAAUAUCAGAACCAUAGAUACCCACCUCAAGUGCGAUAGACUUGAGACCUAUAUAUUAGACAUAGGCCGUUAGCAGAGUGAGUUUUAACAGUUUUGUCAGUAAAUGAUUCUAUACAGUAUAAGUGUAUCACCUCUAUAGUUUAGUUACACACUUAGGUAAAGUUUUAUUAGUUGAUAGCACUAACCGUAUAUAUACAUGGUCAUUUCAGAUUUUUCGUUUUUAGUUAGUCAGUCGUAAGAUACCGUAGUAAAUAAUUCAAUUGUUUGAUUGAUUCAGCCUUUUACAGGCUCAGUGAUGUAUAUUUCAUUUAUAGUAAACACGGAUUAUAUAUAUAUAUAUAUAUAUUGUAUGCAUGUAUAUAGAUGAAUUUCGUUUUCCUUUUUUUUGUAUUUGUUGUAGUUGUUUAUGACGUAAAUGAUAAUAGGUCAACUGAGACUGAGUCUCAAGUAACUUAUUGCAAUUAUCUUCGUCCAUCGUCCAUUAUCGGUACGUAAACAAUGCAAAUAUCAACUUUCAAUGAAAUUUUGCAGAAACCUGUUAUGGCCAUGGCCAUAGAUGAACCAAACCAGGGGCCUGAGGGAUGGGGUAAAAAUGGUCAAAUAGACUGAAAUUAAAAAAAAAACUUCUUCAUAAGGCCUAGAUAUGAUAGAAUGAAAUACUCUUCAUUGAUGGAAUGAUCUUAAAGUGCUUUAACAAAAUGUGAAGUUCAUGACCCUGGGGACUCGCAUUUCCCCUGGGGAAGGGAUAAAAUUCAAUAUAGUUUAUAUAGGAAAAUUAAUUUUUAAACAUUUGUUUAAUUGUCAUUGGAAAUAAUUCAAAUUUGAUUAGAAUUAUCAGUAUGGGAUGGAAGUUUGAUGAUAUGCACAUAUUAGUCCUGAUUGUGGAUCAAAUUGACAGAAAUAUACCAGAAGUCAGGUGACUGGUAAGGCCCACCAUAGGCCUCUUGUGAAAUUAGGGUUUACUGAUGCCGGGCAUAAAUGACACCUGGUAAAUUCAAACAUUGUAUGAUGGUAAGACAUUUGUCAUAUCCAACACUAUAUUGUGUCCAGUUGUUCCUGUGUCUUUUGAAUUUGGUAUCGCUAGAUUUCAUUAUCUAUCCUGUCUAAUUUUUGUUGAUUACCUUAUGAUAUACACCUUAUGUUGUCAUUCUAAAUGAUUGUCAUCAUUGUAGAAAAGAUCCAAUAUUUCUCACAUACUUGGGAUGAAUAUUUUAUAAUUGAAUUCUAUAGAAUAAAAGGAAAUAUCUGUAUCACCUUGUAAGUAUAUUUGAGCACAUCCAGCAUAUAUAACAUGAUCCGAGUAAAACAUUAUUCCAACCUACACUGAUAUCUUGUGUAUACGAAUAAUGGACUAGACUGUCUGUCCCUCAUUUGAACUUUACUGCCUGACAGACAUGCACACCACAAAAUGGACCAGUCUGUCUGUCAUACCUCCUGACAAACAUGCAUACCACAUAAUGAACAAGUCUAUCAGUCAUGAACUCUUUUAAAGAUGAAUGUGACCUUCAUUUGAUGAAAGGAGACCUAUUGAAGGGAGAUAAUUACUAUUAUCAUUACUGAUAGCAUGUAUUUAUAUUUACCUCUAAUAAUCAUUUGUAGCUCAGGAGUGUUUCCUAUAUUAUUUCAAUAGAUAAUACUGAUUAUAUUUAUGAAUUUGCACUUCAAGGAUUUGUAAUCCACUGUUUUUUUUCUUUAACCAUUCCAUGUAUCUGCCUGUAGGCUAUUUUUGUUCUGUGUUCUGAUUUAAUUUUAAAAUGUAAAAGAUCUUUUAACAUUUUUGUUCAGUGUUUAUUUUUUCAAAAUACGUAAAAAUUACACAUUUAUGUUGAUGACUGUGGGCAUGUCUUUUUGAAUUGAGGCAUUUAUUAGUUAUGAAUUAUAAAUUAUCUUGAAUUGUAGCUAAGGCACCUCCACAAAAUGUGGGAAAUGGCAAUACUUCUUAAUACAGAGCUGUAGUCCUGUGACAGUUAUGAGAAUUACAGUACUGAAAGUUGAAUAUAUGAUGUCCACAAUGACAAGGAAGGUAACUCUGUCCAUCAUGCUAUCUUUUCAACCAAACUAAAGUAAACUGUCUCUGGUAUGCUAUGGUACACAUAGCCCAUGAAGACUCAAUAAAACAAUUCAUUACCAGGAAAUUAUUCUGUCAAGUACCAAAAUAUAUUACUGGUUAAUGGCCAGCGUAGGACUCUGACAAUUAAUGGUAUAAUAUAACUUCACAGGUAUAUUUUAGCCUGUUCUCGUUUACUUGAAAUAUUUAUGAUGCUCUACUGAUACAUGUGUUGUAUAAACAUUCUCUCUAAGUAAUCAACGUUUACAUAUCAUUGGCCUACUGUCAAUGUACAAACUGAUUUGCUCAAGACAGUGUUGGGGGUUUAUAAAACUUAUCAAAAAUAUAGUAUACUUUUAAUUAAACUUUUAGUCCAACAUUGACACACCUCCCCUUGUUUAAUCUGUAUCCUUGCUCACCACAAAGUACAUUUCAGUCUCACUUUUUCUUAUCCUUAUUUAAGGAUGGUGUGUUGUGACCAUUUUAUAAUAAAAUGUUACUGUGUAAUGAAUGUAUGUAUGUGAUCAAAUAAAUCUGUAAGGCCACAUCUCAUUAAUUCAUCUCUUGAAAAAUGUUUUCACAAUAAAAAAUAUUGUGGAUGACCAUGCUAAAGAAAUGUUUUGAAUUUGUAGUCAACCCAGGUUAAGAGAUGUUAAAGAUGUUGGAAAAUAUUCAUAGAAAUAAUUUUAAGUAGUAUAAAUAAGGAUGAGUAGUACUAUAUAGGGAUUGAAUAGAUUUAUUUUAUUUUCAUGGCGGCUAUGAAUAGCAGUAGUUAUCUACAUACAAAACUGUAUCUCUAAUGCACAUUAGCACACCUCUAUUCAUAGCCACCAUGAAAAUUUAAAAAAAAAUCCAUUCAAUUCAUCAAUUUACAAUAGGGUGAUUUG